CGAAGGGAACGUGCCCUUCUCCUGGACUCGUGUUGCUGGCCAAGAGCCCCCCCCCUUCCCUGCCAGUUGAUUGCCAAUGUAAACAACAACCAAAGAAAAACCCAGGGAAACUUGUAUAAAAAUGUGUUGCUGUUUCCUUUCCACCCUUGGUCCUGUUACAAAUGUUUAAACUAGUUUAGAUUUGGAGCUUGAGAAGAACGAAGUCAAAACAUCGGCAGAGCUUCUCCUCUUUUGCGGUUGUGAACCCAAAAUUCUCAGUUCGAUUUUUUCUCUUGACUCUAUAGCGCCGUGUUGUUGGGCACUGCAAGAUGGCUAAUCCUCGUCACUGAUUCACAAAAGGAUAGGACGCAAUCAUCGGUGCAGUCACUGACGGUUCGUCAGCCGUGAGAUGAACGCCAUUCAUCAUCGCAUCCUCAGCCAUCACGUCAUUUCCAUCAUCAUCUGCAAAUCGCCUGCUUGAUGAUCAAUUAACGUGCUGCCAUCACCGACUUGCAGACAUCAUCACCGCACACACACACACACAUAAAAAGAAAAGGAAAAAUUGGAAGAAAGAGGGGAACCCGUUUGUCGGUGAGUCACCAAAGUGCCCGUGUGUGAAAUCAACAUUGGAUGAACAAAGACGUAAGAGACGAUCACUGAAGGAAGGAAGGCGAGGAUGAAAUCAUUGAAGCGGCCUGCAGGCAUUUUAUGCUUCAUCUGGUGUCUGUUGUCUGCCAGCGUCGCCUUGGCUGGAGCUCCGCCGAAGAUACGCGCGGAUUACCGCGCAAUCAUCCGCGCCAACGCGAUGGAUCGCGUUCAGAUGUCGUGUCCCGUUCAUCAGCAAUCUGGCGAUUCGGCUGGGCUCUUCAUCAGUUGGCUAAAAGACAACGAGUCGCUUCCCGUGAUGAUGAUACGAUUCGAGACGAAAGGAGCCCAUUUGAUGAUCGAAGAUGUCGAACCGGAAGACGCUGGCGUCUACGUUUGCAUCGCCACCAACGGCUUCGGAAGCCAAAGAGCUGCAAUUCAAUUAAUUGUCACAGAUCCUCAAACAGAGUCAACAACCGUCGCCGAUAUUGAAAACAGUUCCGACGACUUAUUGAUCGAGAAGUUGAGUUUCACAGAGGAGACGCUCCGCCAACCGAAUCGUGUGCGCAUCACGGCCGGAAGUUCCCUCGACAUCCAAUGCGUCGUCGCCGGUUAUCCGUAUCCGGAUCUCAUUUGGCUUAAAGACGGUGUGGUGUACAAACGAUGGCAGCAGCAGAAUGCAGCGGACGAAACGAGUUGGAGAACAGCAUCGCGUCUAACGUUGGCCAUCCGAAGAGCUGGGCCCUCUUCGUCGGCCAAUUACACGUGUUUGGCGCUCGGUUUGAAAGGCAAAAUGCAGACGACGUUCAUCGUUUCAGUCCUAGAUUCAGCUGUCAGCGACAUGAGCGAAGUCCACCCGGCCAACGUGACAGAGUUCAGAGGUGGAAGGGCCAAAUUUCACUGCUGGGUGCGCAGCACGUCCCUUCCGCAAGUCGAAUGGCUGAAAAGGCUUCCGGGCCAUCCCCUCCGCCCCGACUUGAGCCUCUACCCCAACACGUCAUUGGUCGUUGGCGAGGAUCACUACCAGAAGCUGGAAGGCGAUGAACUGGUGCGCAAGGAGGACGGCUCCUAUUUGAAAACCUUACAACUCGAUCCGCUAAGUGAAAACGAUGCCGGCCUCUACCUCUGCCUGGGCAACAAUCGCUACGGUUACACCAUUGAAAAGACUUACUUGAACGUCAAACCCAAUUAUGAAACAUCGAAAGAGUCGAAAUCGGUCCCGAUUUCGAUCAUGGUGGCGCUGCCUUCCAUCCUUUUAUUGAGCAUCGGUUGCGGCUUUGUUUGCUGGAUGCGGAGGCGUGAAAAACGGAGACGCCUGGCUGAAUUGGCGGCAUUGGCCACCGGCUGGAGCCACGGCCUUGCCAGCCCGCAGCAACAGCAAGAACAACAACAAGCGAUGCAAACAACAACUGAGACAACGUUGGGUCGAGGUGGUAGCGGUCACAGCAGCUGCCAUAGUCGGCAAACGCUAACGAGCGGCGCGGGGUGCCAUCAUCUUAACGAGGAGGCGGACACGGGCCUGGCUGUGGGCUCGCCCGCCGCUAAGCGGACGGGCGUCGAGAUCGACUGUCGCUCUGGCGGCCAGCAGCUGAAAGUGGACGACCUGCAGUCCAAUUAUUAUUUCCAGCCACAGCGACAUCAUCAGCUGGAACAGCAGCGCAACACGUCGUCAUCGCUGAUCAUCUAAAGAAUCUAAAGAAUUAAAAAUAAAAAUCAACAAAUAAAACCCAAAUCUGAUCGAUUCAAAAUGAAAGGAAGAAAAUCAAAACGCCUAAGGCAGUUGACCAAAAUUGCUGGACCCAGCCGCGUCCAUCAAGUUCCUCCUCUCUUCCCCAGUCGACCAUUAAUGAAUUAUCGACACGCGACCCCUUUGCCCGCGUCUGCCGACUUUCCCUAUUGACGGCCCAAGAAGAAGCGUCAAAUCCAAAAAUAAUAAAUACACACACACGCAACGUAA
Daphnia magna is the source of this 2521-nucleotide messenger RNA. RefSeq names its product fibroblast growth factor receptor-like 1. The transcript has 9 exons. Lineage: Eukaryota; Metazoa; Arthropoda; Branchiopoda; Diplostraca; Daphniidae. The coding region runs from base 656 to 2251 and encodes 531 amino acids. The record is from RefSeq and is a predicted model, not a curated record.